Molecule: messenger RNA, 741 nt
Organism: Gossypium arboreum
Lineage: Eukaryota; Viridiplantae; Streptophyta; Magnoliopsida; Malvales; Malvaceae
Product: RNA-binding protein involved in heterochromatin assembly dri1-like
Exons: 4
Coding region: 125-538 (137 amino acids)
Cellular component (GO): cytoplasm
Molecular function (GO): mRNA binding
Source: RefSeq, a predicted model, not a curated record
GCCCUUCCGCCCCUAACACCAAAAAUCACCAUUUGCACAAACAAUUUGUUGAUUCAGCUGCCAUCUAUAUAGCACUUACCAAUACCAUUACUGUUUCUUCAAGCUCCCUCUUUUAAAGAUAAAAAUGAGCUGCUGGGUCGGAGGAGACUGGAUGUGCGGCGCCUGCCAGCACCAGAAUUUUAAAAAGAGGGAAGCUUGCCAACGCUGCGGGUACCCCAAGUACGGCGGCCCCGAUGUGUCGACUUACUUAUACAACAACAGUUACAAUAGUGCUGAAGUUUUAGCAGGGGACUGGUACUGUUCCGCCAUGAACUGUGGGGUUGUCAACUACGCUAGCAGAACAAAUUGCUAUCGAUGUGGUUCGUUGAAAAAUGAUAUUGUUGGUAAUUAUAAUACAAUGGGCUGUGAUGGGACUGUUCCCCCUGGAUGGAAAACCGGUGACUGGAUUUGCACCAGAUAUGGAUGUGGAGUUCACAAUUAUGCUAGCAGGAUCGAGUGCUUCAAGUGCAAGACCCCAAGGAAUUUUGGUGGUGCAUAAGGAAUUAAGAAGAAUAUUGUGUGCAACCAAUGUUACUAGUUUCUUUUCAUAUAUCUAAUCCUUCACUCACCGGUUUUUGUUUGGUUUUAUUGGUGUCAACAAAUAUAACAUUUAGGAUGACCAAAAGGGUGAAAGCCCUUUCCUUUUUCAAGCUUAUCAGUGUAAUUGUAAUCAUCAACAAAAAGGGUUUCUGGUUUGGUUAA